AUGGACUCCUCAGAGCAGAGGAGUGAGAAGCUAACAUGGAUCCAGCUGCCAGAGUCCAGCCUGAUCGACAUCUUGCGUGCGCUGCUGCUCAACGACAUUUUCAACGUAACUGCCUGUGACAAGCGCUGGCUUUUGGUGGGCAACGGCGCACCACACUUUCCAGUCUUGGAUGAUAUGCCACUCGCAGUUAUGUUGCUUCCGCCUCUGAAAUCCCGUUUGCCACGCGUGAAGAGCUUACUUUGUACCCACAUUGAAGACUGGCAACCCCUCUACGCGCCUGCCUUGAAGACCGCUGGACAUUUAAUCCAGCAGCUAGUGAUGCGCCUCAGUGAGAAUAUUGGAGAGUCCGAGCUUGUUCACAUCCUGACCUUUUGCCCUUGCUUGCGGCGCUUUGAGUUAACUGACUACGACCUUGUUGGGGCCUUGACCGGUGAUUUUCUGAAGCACUUGCCAGCUGGAUUGGCAGAACUGCGCUUGUGCUUGAUCCGCUUUUUGCACGAUGCAGGUCUCAAAGCAGCGGUGGAGGCCGCUCCGCAAUUGCAGAGUGUUUGCCUGGAAGGUGUGGACGAGCUCACCAGUCCUGGGAUGUGUGCCCUUGCAGAUCUCAGACUGCUGACUGAGCUCAGUUUGGUUUGCACUCGGGCUGCAGCUGUUCCACAGGUCUCUGAGGAGGCUCUCCUGUGCAUCCUGGCCUGCGAAUCCAGGCUGCAGGCGCUGGAAGUCUCAGAGAAAGCGGGACCUCCCUUGUCCUUGCAAGCUGGAGGUGAUCAUUUCAUGAAAGCACUGGGCAAACAUUCGCUGAGGAGCCUAUCUCUGUCUGGCGUUGUGGGAAUAAGUGAUAGCGCUCUUCGGCUGCUCGCAACUUCAUGCCCUGAGCUGCGCGAGCUAUCCUUGUUCCGCCCGGGGAAUCAGAUCUCCUCCGGGGGCCUCCAGCAAGCUCUCGAAAGUCUCCCGUGCUUAGAAAGCCUCAGUCUGGGCUGUGUGGCAGAUUUCCCCGGAGCCUUUGGCGCUGUCCAGGCGGCUCAUCGCUUGAAGUCUUUGGAAAUGACGCGUUAUUUCCGCACGGCAGCCGAAGUGUCCCUGGUUUCUGUACUCAGAAAGCUGCAGGCCUCGUUUCCCUGCCUUAGCUCUGCUGUGUUUCGAGGAUCGUUUUCCGCCGAGCAAGUUUCUGCUUGCCGUAUGACACUGGAAAUCCAGCCGGACGAGGACUUGCAGCUACAAUGGCAGCAGUUGGAUGAACAGACAUUUUGGCUCCAGUGGUUUUCUGAGCAGGAGAGCAGAUUCCGCGUUUCAGUGCAGUUGCAGAGGUGUUUCCGGGAGACUGAUUUUCUGUGA
Messenger RNA from Effrenium voratum, 1335 nucleotides. The record is from the annotation of a GenBank genome assembly. NCBI's taxonomy places the organism in Eukaryota, Dinophyceae, Suessiales, Symbiodiniaceae.